AUGUCUUCCGAUCAAAAGGCCAGCUCUCUCCCAGCUCCAAACAGUGUGCAGCCAACCAAAGGCCCAAAAUACAAACGCAAACGCCUGUUGUGGAUCCUUCUCGGAACCUUUUUCCUCGUCGCCAUAGUGGUUGUCGUUGUCUGUCUCUCAGUCUUGCUCCCUAAAAAGUUUAAGCACGACAACAACGAUGAUGGAAGCAGCCAUAACACCGGAGUAAGUACUACUCAGGGGAAUGACACCCUUCCUAUGGAUCCCGAUGGAGGCACUUACAACGAAGGCGGUCCUCACAAUGAAACUGGCACUCAUACCGCGAGUGUCACUCCGACCGGUGAUGUUCCGCACCAGCCAAGUGCUACUUCUAAUGGGGAGGACUCUCAGCGGCCAACUGCAGUUGUCAAUGUAACUGACACACAGCCCGUACAGGGAGGAAGCCAGUCCCAGGAUGGAGAAUGCCAUGUUGUCAGCAAAGUAUCUCACACCUUCUAUGGAUAUCCCGACAACGACCCUCCGGGUUCAGACAUCUCGGAAGACUGUGGCCGUGGCAUGGCGGCUGGCGGCAUCGGCACCCACGAGAAUCCGCUCACCUUCGCCACGGCACCUGGCGAAUUCGACAGAUGCGAGACUGUCUACUCGCCGUACCUACAGAAAUAUCUGAUCAACGAAGACUAUUGCGAACAGUGCACUAAAGAUUGGAAGAGCCAUAUCUGGCAUGUCGACGUGUGGUUGGGAGGCAACUCAACCACCUACGGCACGGAGCAGCUGAAAUGCGAGAAUAGUCUGACUUCAGAUGAAGAGAGCCAGGUCGUGGUCAAGAACCCAAGCAGUACUCUGCCUGUUGAUCUUACCUCGUUCUAUCUGGGCGGCAACUCGGUUUGCAGCCUGGAUCACAUUUAUCCGGAUUACGAUACCAAAGACUAUUGCUAA
Messenger RNA from Aspergillus neoniger CBS 115656, 924 nucleotides. RefSeq lists its product as uncharacterized. Bases 1 to 924 code for a protein of 307 amino acids. Lineage: Eukaryota; Fungi; Ascomycota; Eurotiomycetes; Eurotiales; Aspergillaceae. The record is from RefSeq and is a predicted model, not a curated record. The transcript is spliced from 2 exons.